This is a messenger RNA of Malassezia japonica, 2268 nucleotides long. RefSeq names its product RNA helicase (gene PRP43). The record is from RefSeq and is a predicted model, not a curated record. Bases 1 to 2268 code for a protein of 755 amino acids. Lineage: Eukaryota; Fungi; Basidiomycota; Malasseziomycetes; Malasseziales; Malasseziaceae. The transcript is spliced from 2 exons. Gene Ontology annotation, molecular function: ATP binding; RNA helicase activity; RNA binding. Gene Ontology annotation, cellular component: spliceosomal complex; intracellular anatomical structure.
AUGAGCGACGCUGAGAAUCCGUACCUGGCGCAUCGUGCGAAAGGCACGCCGCGCGCGGACAAGGACCCCCUCGCGGGCCUCGUGCCGCGCGAGGUGACCGGAAAGCAGGCUCGGCGCGUGCUUGACGGCGGUGUGAACCCGUUUUCGCACGGCGGGCCGCGCGCGUACUCGGACGCCUACCAAAAGAUCCUCGCGAAGCGCAAGGACCUGCCUGUCUUUGCACAGAUGGAAGAGUUCUAUGAAAAGUUUAAUGCGAACCAGAUCAUGGUCAUGAUCGGUGAGACGGGCUCGGGCAAGACGACGCAGAUUCCGCAGUUUGUGGCGAUGAGCGACCUGCAGUUCAACAAGCCGGUGCGCACCUCGGACGGGAGCGUCGGGCCGCGCAUGAUUGCGUGCACGCAGCCGCGUCGUGUCGCCGCGAUGAGCGUCGCGAAGCGUGUCGCAGAGGAGAUGGACCUGACGCUCGGCAAAGAGGUCGGCUACACGAUCCGUUUCGAGGACAUGACCGAGCGCAGCUCGACCUUUCUCAAGUACAUGACUGACGGUAUGCUCCUGCGCGAGGCCAUGAAUGACCCGAACCUCGACCGCUACUCGACAAUCAUUUUGGACGAGGCGCACGAGCGCACACUCGCCACCGACAUUCUCAUGGGCCUGCUCAAGGACGUGGCCAAGCGCCGUCCGGACCUCAAGAUUAUUGUGAUGAGCGCGACGCUCGACGCGCUCAAGUUCCAAAAGUACUUUAACGACGCGCCGCUCCUCAAGGUGCCCGGCCGCACGUUCCCGGUCGAGACGUUCUACACCCAGGAGCCGGAGAAGGACUAUGUCGAGGCCGCGAUCCGGACCGUGCUCAUGAUCCACCAGGCCGAGGAGCCGGGCGAUAUCCUCGUCUUCCUCACGGGUGAGGACGAGAUCGAGGACGCGUGCCGCAAGAUCCGCAACGAGGCCGACAAGCUCCUCGAGGACGAGCCGGAGCUCUGUGGGCCGCUCAAGGUCGUGCCGCUCUACUCGUCGCUGCCGCCCGCGCAGCAGCAGCGCAUCUUUGAUCCCGCACCGGAGCCGGCGCGCGCGGGUGGGCCGCCGGGACGCAAGGUCGUCGUGAGCACCAACAUUGCCGAGACCUCGCUGACGAUCGACGGCAUUGUCUACGUGGUCGACCCGGGCUUUAGCAAGCAAAAGGUGUACAACCCGCGCAUCCGCGUCGAGUCGCUGCUGGUCAGCCCCAUCUCCAAGGCCUCCGCACAGCAGCGCGCGGGCCGUGCGGGCCGCACGCGCCCGGGCAAGUGCUUCCGCCUGUACACGGAAAAGGACUGGGCGGCGGAGCUCAUCGAGCAGACCUACCCCGAGAUCCUCCGUUCGAACCUCGCAAAUACCGUGCUCGAGCUGAAGAAGCUCGGCAUCGACAACCUCGUCACCUUUGACUACAUGGACCCGCCCGCGCCGGAAACGGUGAUGCGUGCGCUCGAGCUGCUCAACUACCUCGCGGCCUUUGACGACAAUGGUAAUUUGACGCCGCUGGGGGAGAUCAUGGCCGAGUUUCCGCUCGACCCGCAGCUCGCCAAGAUGCUCAUCAUCUCGCCCGAGUUCAAGUGCUCGAACGAGAUUUUGUCCAUCGCCGCCAUGCUUUCGGUGCCGAGCGUGUUUGUGCGCCCAAGCCAGGCCGCGCAGCGCCAGGCCGCGGACGCGGCACGCGCCGAGUUCGCGCACCCGGACGGCGACCAUCUCACGAUGCUCAACGUGUACCACGCGUACAAGACCAACUGCCCAGACUUUGCGACGGGCGCCGACUGGUGCUGGCAGAACUACCUGUCGCACCGCGCGCUGAUCCAGGCGGACAAUGUGCGCCAGCAGCUGCAGCGCACGAUGGAGCGCUUCGACCUGGACCUCGUCUCGCUGCCGUUUGACGACAAGCGGUACUACACCAACAUCCGCCAGGCGAUUGCGUGCGGCUUCUUUAUGCAGGUCGCGCACAAGUCCGCCGGCGGCGGGGGGCGGGGUGCGUACAAGACGGUCAAGGACAACCAGGUCGUUUCGCCGCACCCGUCCACGACGCUCGACCACAUGCCCGAGUUCCUCGUGUACCACGAGUUUGUGCUCACGUCUCGCAAUUUUAUUCGCACGGUGUCCGAAGUGCGGCCGGAAUGGCUCCUCGACUGCGCUCCGGCGUACUACGACCCACGCACGCUCGACGGCGAGCUCAAGCGUGUCUUUGAAGCGCUCCUCAAGCGCAAAGAGACCGAAGGGCGCUCGGCCAAGAAGAUGCGCCGGUAG